Messenger RNA from Juglans regia (Persian walnut), 1864 nucleotides. Its product is annotated as cell division control protein 6 homolog B-like. The coding region runs from base 40 to 1569 and encodes 509 amino acids. The transcript is spliced from 17 exons. Gene Ontology annotation, molecular function: ATP hydrolysis activity; DNA replication origin binding. Gene Ontology annotation, biological process: DNA replication initiation; cell division; mitotic DNA replication checkpoint signaling. Gene Ontology annotation, cellular component: nucleus. Lineage: Eukaryota; Viridiplantae; Streptophyta; Magnoliopsida; Fagales; Juglandaceae. The record is from RefSeq and is a predicted model, not a curated record.
UACCACCGAUCCACGACCCGAAAUCCAAAAAUCCUAACCAUGCCUGCCAUCGUCCGAUCUAACGCCGACUCCACUCCUCAGAAACGAAGACUCAGAUCCGAUGCUGCAGCGGCGCAAGAUAGCCAGCCUUCCAUACCGGUCAAGUGGAAAUCGCCUCGCAGAUGCACAUCUGCGAGCCCAAACUGUCCCUCCAAUAGAGCUGCCAUAGAUUCAAGUGAAAAUCCUGGAAAAUCACCACUGAAGAAAUCUACUGAUAGAUUUAUCCCAAAUUCGAAAUGGAGUCCCGUAGAUACGGAGCAGAUGAGGGCGGUGAAGGAGGCUUUGCACGUUUCGACGGCACCAUCUACCAUCGUGUGCCGUGAGGAUGAGCAGAGGAGGGUUUUGGAGUUCUGCAAGGCAUGCGUGGAGCAAGAGAAGGCUGGGAGUUUAUAUAUUUGCGGCUGUCCAGGGACCGGGAAAUCAUUGUCAAUGGAAAAAGUGAAACAGCUUCUGGUUGAUUGGGCUAAAGAGGUAGGUCAUCAGCAGCCGGAUGUGUUGAGCAUUAAUUGUACUUCUCUAGCAAAUACAUCGGAUAUUUUCAGCAAGAUACUCGGCGAUGCCCAACCGCGAAAGAAAGUCAACGGCUCUACUACCUCUGCUCUGCAACAGCUCCAGAACUUGUAUUCUCAAAACCCGCGGUCUUCCGUCAUGAAGAUGAUGCUGAUAAUUGCUGAUGAGUUGGACUAUUUAAUUACUAAAAACCGGGCUGUGCUUCACGAUCUUUUCUUGCUUACAACCUUACCUUUCUCCAGAUGUAUUUUGAUUGGAAUAGCUAAUGCAAUGGACCUAGCAGAUCGUUUUCUCCCGAGACUCCAAUCAUUAAACUGCAAGCCUAUGGCAGUAACUUUUCGGGCCUACGAUAAAGAUCAGAUCCUCACGAUACUGCAGGAGAGGCUGUUGGCACUUCCUUACCUUGUCUUUCAACCGCAAGCAUUGGAACUCUGUGCCAGAAAAGUGGCUGCUGCCUCUGGUGAUAUGCGAAACGCACUUUGUGUUUGCAGGAGUGCAAUUGAGGUACUAGAAGCAGAGCUGAGAAAAUCUAGCAGCAACUUCAAUUUGUCGACAGUAGAGAAAGCAUUAUUUGAACAACAAACAACAGCUGCUGAUAUUUUAAGAAAACAGGAAAUAGAUGUUGUGAGGCUUGAUCAUAUGGUUGUUGCUUUGUCAAAGACGUAUAGAACACCAAUAGUGGAUACUAUACAAUCUCUCCCACAACAUCAGCAGAUUGUACUUUGCUCUGCUGUCAAACUUUUCCAUGGAGGAAAGAAGGAUACAACUGUAGGGGAGCUGCAUAAGUCUUACAUGGACUUCUGCAAAACAACCCUAAUCCCACCUGUUGGGAGUAUGGAACUUUCAACCAUUUGCAGAGUUCUAAAUGACCAGGGGCUUCUCAAAGUAGGUCAAUCUCGAGAUGAUAAAUCGAAAAGAGUGACAUUAAGGGUAGAUGAAGCAGACAUCACGUUUGCAUUGCAGGGGAUCCGUUUCUUUCGCAACUGUUUUCAGCAAUUUUGCUCAAAGCACAUAGACUAGUUCAAAUGAACAGUUCAUUUUUUCCAGUUCACACAGUCCAAAUGAACAGUUAUCGGGGCAAUGCAUAGCAAGAAAGACUCGUGAAGAUCAAAAUAGAGGAACUUUGAAUUCGAAAGCACAAUUAAUUUGUAGCCAAAAGUCGAAAGACUCGAAACGCUGCCAGAAAAAUGAUCAUAACAAGAUAUGAGAAGAGAAAUUCAUGACAUAAUUAGGAGCGAUUUGUAUAGUGUGAUAAAAAGAGAUAAUUUUAUAUGAAAGUUGAAUAAAAUAUUGUUAUAAUAUUAUUUUUUAAUAU